Abrus precatorius (Indian licorice) is the source of this 1372-nucleotide messenger RNA. RefSeq names its product L10-interacting MYB domain-containing protein. The record is from RefSeq and is a predicted model, not a curated record. The transcript has 4 exons. Bases 434 to 1354 code for a protein of 306 amino acids. Lineage: Eukaryota; Viridiplantae; Streptophyta; Magnoliopsida; Fabales; Fabaceae.
UUUUCCCGAGAAACCCUAACCAUCCGAAUGUGCUAUCGUAGCUGCAUUCUUGCACUCCAAUGACGCGUCGGUGUUGUCGGAUUCCGUGAUAUCACUGGCGAUUAAGGUCCAAUCUUCAUCAAUCCGUUGUUGUAUUGUAGUAGAACUUGUGUUCUUGAAAGUGUAUAAAAUUGAUCUUUGCUGAACUGGCAUUUUUGCUUGAUGUCAUUGUGAAUGAAGUAUAGGCAUUUGUUAGGACUAGAAUGAGUGAAUGUGGUGAAAGUAGAUGGAGUAGCAGUCUGGACAAAUUGUGGUUUGAGUUUUUGCAAGAAUGACUUGACUUUUAUGUAGACAAUGUAUGGUUUCAGAAGACAUAAUGAAGAAUAUGUAGGUGGCUUGAAGGAGGCAUUUGGCAUAACUUCAUUUUGGAAAUUCAGCUUAAAGUGUUUGGCUAAUGGAGCACUAUGAUAUGCAAAGACAAAGAAGGGAUACGAAAAACAAAGGAAGGAAUGUUGUGUGGUCAAUUGCGAUGGAUAAGUGUCUAAUUGAAGCCCUGGCAGUUCAGGCAAAAAGUGGAAACAAAAUUGACAAAUGUUUCAAUGAAAAUGCCUACACAGCAGCCUGUGUGGCUGUAAACACUCGCUUCAACUUGAAUUUGAAUAGUCAGAAAGUUAUCAACCGGUUGAAAACAAUUAAGAAGAGGUAUAAAGUAAUAGGAGAUAUGCUAAGUCAGGAUGGUUUCUGGUGGAACCCAAAUUCAAAGAUGAUAGAGUGUGACAGUGAUGAGCUCUGGAAGAAAUACGUUGCGGCAAAUCCUGAUGCAAGAGGACUUCGUGGAAAGCAGAUAGAGAUGUAUGAUGAACUUAAAAUUGUUUGUGGAAAUUAUCAAGCCCCAAGUCGUUGGGCUAGGAUGAAGAGGGGAAGCCAUCUAAUGAACACGAAGAAUUGCGGGGAUGAAUCAGCCUCCUUUGCUUCUCCCAGUUCAGAAGACAUGAGUGAGACAGAUGGAACUGAAUCAUAUACUGGACCUCCAGAAUUUGGCCAGAUGCCAGAUGGUUUUCAAGAGCCUCCUGUGGGCCAGCCUGUAAGACAACUUCCAAAACGGUCUCGUGGCUCAGAUGGUCUUCAGGAUGCUUUAAUGACUGUAGCAUCAAGCCUCCGACGUUUGGCUGAUGCUAUGGAGCAAAGCAAGUCCUCAGUUGAUGCAAGUGAGCUAUUACAGGCUGUGAUGGAGAUAGAUGGAUUGGAAGAGGGUAAACAGAUGUAUGCUUUUGAAUAUUUGAAUGCUGAUCCUGUUAAAGCCAGAGCCUUCCUCACAUAUAAUGCUAGAAUGAGAAAGAUAUACCUGUUUAGACAGUUUUCGUGGUGGAGAUGAGGGUGAUCAUGUCUUGAA